Messenger RNA from Prorocentrum cordatum, 330 nucleotides. The record is from the annotation of a GenBank genome assembly. Lineage: Eukaryota; Dinophyceae; Prorocentrales; Prorocentraceae.
AUGAUCGAGCGGGGCGCCACGAGGAUAGGGCUCAACAACGGAGGCCUGACGCCCUCGCAGCUGAACGGCAGCACGGCGAAGUUCGUGCAGCUGUUCAGCAAGAUGCUCGGCAUUUCGUUGGGGUGCUUCGCGGGCAUGCUGCCGCUGGUGUUCCUGUCUCCGCCGAAGGUGGAGUUCACGUACGAGGACCUUCAGGUGUACAACGCCACAUUCGGCCCGAACGGGGUCACCACGCAGCAGUUCGCGGACAUGAUGGAGAGCGCGGCCGGCGGCGCCGUGCCGCGCCCGGGGACGUCAUCACCGAGGCUGGCGCGCCGCGCACGAUGGUGA